Molecule: messenger RNA, 1860 nt
Organism: Ilyonectria robusta
Lineage: Eukaryota; Fungi; Ascomycota; Sordariomycetes; Hypocreales; Nectriaceae
Product: MBOAT, membrane-bound O-acyltransferase family-domain-containing protein
Exons: 4
Coding region: 1-1860 (619 amino acids)
Biological process (GO): GPI anchor biosynthetic process
Cellular component (GO): endoplasmic reticulum
Source: RefSeq, a predicted model, not a curated record
AUGCGUCUCCUGUCCUUCGCUCGCAGUCUCUACAAUAUCGACACCCUAGACACUCGUUUCACCAAUCCGUCAUUUGUUCCUUACCAGACUGUUAUCGAUGCGCGAACCGAUCCAGAACUAACGAAGGACUCUCUGGAUAAGUCACGAGCGCGAGGGCAUCCGUCGAAAUGGAAAACCCCCGAAUUCAAGAUGUACAUCUGCCUUAUCGCCUUUAUAAUCCCGUACAUGCUCUGGAUGGCAUACGAUGUGUCAAGGCCAUCUGAUCCACGAUAUGAUAGGUUCAGCAGAUAUCUGUCACCUGGUUGGAUCUUCGGCCGUAAGAUUGAUGCUUCCGACAACCAGUACUAUGUCUUCCGAAAGAAUCUCCCCUAUAUGUGCUCGCUGCUCCUCUUCCACCCGCUCUUGAGAAGGGUAUGGAACGCUGUAUACCCAACCAAGCGUAUACCCCAAACAUCCCAAAGCCGCCUCGACCAGCGUGCAUCCUUCGACUACGCCUUUGCAUUCAUAUUUUUGACAGCCCUGCAUGGAAGCUCCGCUCUGAAGGUCUUGUUCAUUCUGUACAUCAAUUACCAACUCGCAACAAAGCUUCCAAGGAGGUAUAUCCCUGCAGCUACUUGGACUUUCAACAUCUGCACCUUGUUCGCCAAUGAACUGUCGAAUGGAUAUCAAUUUCGGAAUAUAGCCAACUAUGUCUCGCCACCAGUAACGACUACGGUUGGAAACGGGAUAGAAACAGCUGACUCGAGGCUGAUGUGUUUUGGCCACUGGCUUGAUGGCUUUAAAGGAAUCUUGGCCCGGUGGGAAAUUCUUUUCAACAUCACCAUUCUACGGCUCAUCAGCUUUAACCUUGAUUACUACUGGAGUCUUGACCGAAGUAACUCCAGCUCCCUUGAGAAGCAGCUUGACCCCGCCAAUCUUUCCGAGAGAGAUCGUGUCUAUAUUCCAGCGGAUGUUAAAGACUUCUCCUUCCGUAACUAUGUCGGAUAUGUUAUUUAUGCGCCACUGUACUUGGCGGGCCCCAUUCUCACUUUUAAUGACUAUAUCUCGCAGCAAAGAUAUCGCCCCGCCACUAUCGAGACUUCACGCACUAUCCGAUACGCGAUCCGUUUGCUUCUGGUGUUUCUGGCAAUGGAAGUGAUGCUCCAUAUCAAUUAUAUUGGCGCAAUCGGCAAGGCCAACCCGGAUUGGGGCUCUUAUACUGCCGGCCAGCUGGGCCUCUUAUCCUUCCUCAACCUGCACAUUAUCUGGAUGAAGCUUUUACUCCCCUGGCGACUCUUCCGACUCUGGUCGCUCGUUGAUGGCAUCGACCCCCCCGAGAACAUGGUUCGAUGUGUCAACAAUAACUUUAGUACUCAGCUCUUUUGGCGCGCAUGGCACCGGUCGUAUAACCGGUGGCUGGUCCGGUAUAUCUUUGUACCCCUGGGAGGCGCCUCGUUCCGCAACUGGCGGGCUACGGUGCGGUCUAUUGUGACGUAUCUGGUUGCCUUCACUUUCGUGGCUUUAUGGCACGACAUCAAGAUGCGGCUCCUGAUCUGGGGAUGGCUGAUUGUCCUUUUUAUGAUACCGGAGUGGACUGCGAACCACCUCUUUCCCAAACGAAGGUGGGAGCAAUCGCCAAAUUAUUAUCGGAUGUUGUGCUGUAUGGCAAGCGUGGGGAAUAUCUUCAUGAUGGUUUCUGCUAACCUGGUUGGCUUUGCCCUCGGCUUGGACGGCUUUCUGAUUAUUUUACGGCAAAUCCUGCACGACUGGUCUGGUGUUAUUUUCCUCUUUGCAGCUAUUUCCAGCCUGUUUGUAACUGUGCAAAUUAUGUUUGAGGUUCGCAAUACAGAACGGCGCCAGGGAGUUGUAAUUAGAUGCUAA